Molecule: messenger RNA, 1009 nt
Organism: Gymnogyps californianus (California condor)
Lineage: Eukaryota; Metazoa; Chordata; Aves; Accipitriformes; Cathartidae
Gene: TLCD2
Product: TLC domain containing 2
Biological process (GO): phospholipid homeostasis; regulation of membrane lipid distribution; membrane assembly
Cellular component (GO): plasma membrane
Source: RefSeq, a predicted model, not a curated record
AUGGAGGAGCCCCUGGGACAAACGGGGCCGGGCUUGCAGGCGUUUCAUGGUCUGGGACUUUACCUGCAGGCAGCCCACCCGGCCCUUCCCUGCGGGGACGGUGCUCGCUGUUCCGCUCCCCCCCCCGCGCAUCCCGGCCGGGGCAGGGCGGGCCGGUGCCCGGGGCGGUGCCGGUGCCCGGGGCGGUGGGGGCGGGCCCCGGGACUGGGUGAGGCGGAGCCGUCGGGCAGCGCGGCAGGUGCCCAUGGGAGCCCGGGGGAGGCUGAGGGCCGGUGGAUGCCCAUGGCUUUCAGCCCGGGGCUGCUGGUGGUGGCCGGUUCCUUCGCCGCCUUCCGCCUGCUGAACCGGGAGCUGGAGCGGUUGGUGCCGCCGCCGCCCUCGGCCCGGCGCAACCGCUGGAAGUGGCGCAACAUCUGGACGUCGCUGGCGCACAGCGUGCUCAGCGGCGGCGGGGCGCUGGCCGGGUUCUGCCUCCACCCUGGGCUGUCUGAGGACCUGGUGGGCAUGCACCCGCCCGGGGCACACAGCCUGGUCGCCGUAUCUGUAGGUUAUUUCCUUGAAGACUUUGUGGACAUGUUGUGCAAUCAGAAACUUCACCAGUCCUGGGAGCUGCUCUUCCAUCACUCCGUGGUGAUUAUCUGCUUUGGUAUAGCAGUGCUGCUCCAUCAGUACGUCGGGUUUGCCCUCGUGGCUUUACUGGUGGAGAUUAACUCCAUCUUCCUCCAUCUGCGGCAGAUCCUGCUCAUGGCCAACCUGGUGCACACCACCUGCUACCGCCUCAACAGCAUCAUCAACCUGGGCACCUACGUGGUGUUUCGCAUCGCCACGCUGGCCUGGAUGACUCGCUGGCUCUUCCUCAAUCGGGAGAACGUGCCCCCAGCAACGUAUGCUGUAGGCAUGGUGGGCAUGGCAAUCAUGACGCCCAUGAACAUCAUCCUCUUCUACCGCCUGCUGCGUAGUGACUUCUUCAAGUCCAGCCGGGAUGUGCAGCAGGAGAAAGAGCAAUAGC